UAAACCUGUGAUGUGAAGCUGUCUGAUUAAGGUAAACGUGUCUGAAAAGCGACUGGUUUGAUUGCUUAAGAAGGCCUCUGAGAUCGAAUUUGAAAAAAAUUAUAUAGCGAGAAAAAGUGGAAGAAAUAGCGAGGAACAAGUUUGGGGUCUGGUAUGAGCGGCCUCAGAAAAAAUCAAGCAGCAUAGAAAAGGAUCAGAUCAGCAGUAUGACAUGGCAUGCAGAUGAAGAUGAGGAAGAAGAGAGGGCAGUGCAGUCAAUUACUCCCUCCUCUGCAACUUAUCCUCGUCAAUCUAAGAAUACUACUAAGAACAAUGAAGUAGCAUGCCCCUCUUGUGGCCACCCUAUCGAUAUUCGAGACCAGGCUGGAAUUCAUGAUUUGCCGGGACUACCAGCAGGAGUGAAAUUUGAUCCGACGGACCAGGAAAUUCUUCAACAUUUGGAAUCGAAAGUGUUCACUGAUACCAGAAAGCAUCAUCCACUCAUUGAUGAAUUCAUACCAACGCUUGAUGGUGAGAAUGGGAUUUGCUCUACCCACCCAGAAAAGCUACCAGGAGUGAACAAAGAAGGACAGAUCCGCCACUUCUUUCACCGACCCUCAAAGGCCUACACCACCGGAACCAGGAAGCGAAGGAAGGUUCACACCGAAGAAGACGGAAGCGAGACAAGAUGGCACAAAACAGGCAAGACAAGGCCAGUCCUAGCUAAUGGACUAAUUAAGGGUUUCAAAAAGAUUUUGGUCCUCUACACCAACUACGGCAGGCAAAGGAAGCCUGAGAAGACAAAUUGGGUGAUGCACCAGUACCACCUGGGGAUCAAUGAAGAAGAGAAAGAUGGAGAGCUAGUGUUAUCUAAGGUCUUUUAUCAAACACAACCUAGGCAAUGUGGUACUGGAACUCCAAGCAUCAGAGAUGAUGAUCCUCCAUUGUUGAAUCCAUUGGAUAGUCAUCAUCAUAAAGGUCAUCUCAAUAUUCGAAGUGGGCAAGAUGGCAAUUCUCUUCCUCUUCCUCCAAAGAAGGCUGGUGUUAUGGAGUAUUACAAUCAUAAUCAUCCUGCUCCUUUUAUGAAUUAUGAUCAUCCUCAACUGAUUCAAGCAGGCCAGAAUAAAGAAAUCCCAGCUCAACUAAUUCCUAACAUGGUUCUUCAAGGUGACGGGUCUUCGUUGUUUCGAUACAAUAUUACUUCAGACACAAGCAAGCAAAGGAAAACUAUUUGAGAGGAAAAUAUAGUCGUGGGUCAAUAUCAUGACCAUGGAUAUAUGGAAAGAAUUCAUAUUGAGGUAGCUUUAGCUAGUUUAGGGCAGCAGUGACAUUAUACCUUCUUUUCGCAUGCCAUUACUCUUCUGUUUUGAUUUGACAAUAAUAUCGUUUUGGUUAUUGAUUUGUUGAUAGA
Argentina anserina (silverweed cinquefoil) is the source of this 1390-nucleotide messenger RNA. RefSeq names its product NAC domain-containing protein 73-like. The record is from RefSeq and is a predicted model, not a curated record. Gene Ontology annotation, molecular function: transcription cis-regulatory region binding; DNA-binding transcription factor activity. Bases 207 to 1214 code for a protein of 335 amino acids. The transcript has 3 exons. Lineage: Eukaryota; Viridiplantae; Streptophyta; Magnoliopsida; Rosales; Rosaceae. Gene Ontology annotation, cellular component: nucleus. Gene Ontology annotation, biological process: regulation of DNA-templated transcription.